AUGGUGGACUGUGGUUUCGAUGCCUACCAACUUCCUGUGGUUCCUAGGGCUUGUAGAUCACCCAGGGGACGCAGGCAAAAAUGGAAGAAAAAACUUAGAUCCGAGUCCGAGGUUUUAGCCCAAGUGGUCGGAAAAUUGCCAGGCGAUUGCAAGAACCGAGUUGCUAUAGCCCAUGAACCAAAGGAAGAUUUCUUCGUCAAUAACUUCUUAGAGACAAUGGAAGUUAAGGUUAAGCCUCAACUUGGUCGAGAAAAACCUUCUCCGGUGUUAUUGUCUAAGGACUGGUUAGCUUUAGGUCCUUCCAUAUCUAGCUCUCCAAUCACAGAAGAAGGAAACUCCGAGAUUGAUGGGAAAAGAAAGAUGUGUUACACGAAAGGGCGAGGUUCGUGUAGUAGCCAAGAAUCGCAGAAUAUGUAUCCAUUGAAGAAAAGAAAGUUGUUUAACCAAAAUCAUCGACCUGAAUCAUGUGAUGCUCCAAGUACCGAGCUAUUGGUGGACAUUUCCGAAUCAGCGACGGUCGGUUCACUGAAAAUAGCAGUACAUGAGGCAGUAACACGGAUUCUUGAGGAUGGAAUAAACAUAGGAGUGCUUCUUCAAGGUAAAACCAUCGUUGAUGACUCCAAAACACUUCUUCAGAUUGGGAUCCCUCGUGAUGAUGAUGAUGACCACAACCUCAGCUCUUUGGGAUUCACGCUAGAACCGCGAUCAUCAGAAACAACAACAAGAACGUUAAUCUCUUCUUCCCCCAAAACGCGUCUUAGGGCUCCGGGGUCCAUGGAGAGCAUUGAAACGGUGGUAGCUAAAGCCGUGGUUCCGGUGCGCAUGAAACCGGCAUCACGGUCAGAGAUGGUUCAAAGGAGAAUCAGACGGCCAUUCACUGUCUCAGAAGUAGAAGCUUUGGUUGAUGCCUUAGAGAGGCUCGGCACCGGAAGGACAAAUGGAAAACGUUGGUUCACACGGCAAAGAUAUCAGCAAAGCAAAGGAGAGGCGAACCAGUGCCUCAAGACCUUCUUGAUAGGGUUUUAG
This is a messenger RNA of Arabis nemorensis, 1026 nucleotides long. The record is from the annotation of a GenBank genome assembly. NCBI's taxonomy places the organism in Eukaryota, Viridiplantae, Streptophyta, Magnoliopsida, Brassicales, Brassicaceae.